UUAAAUAUAUAUAGAGCACAAAGGUGUAAAUGCGCAAGUUCAUAACAGCGUAUUAAAUAAUUAUAAAUAAAUAUAUACCAUUUGUUGAUGCUGUCAUAAUCUGUAUGAAUAAAUAAAUAAAGUAAUAAUUGUUAAAAUUGGAUAAUCAUCAGGUCGCUGAUUAUUUAAUUUUCAAAUAAUAAUAAAAUACGAGUGAGGUUAUAAUUUAUAAAAAUAAAAAAACCAAAGUUUGGUUGAAAAAGUUUAAAUUGGUUUUAAAAAUAAACAUAAAAACAAUCAUAAGUUAAAAUAUUUGAAAUUCGGUGAUAAUUCCAGUGAUGUCCAUCGUGACAAUAAAAAUCUAAAAAAAAAUAUUGGCAUUAAGUUUUUUCUUGUAGCAGCAACAAGAAGAAUUUACAAUAUAAUAUAUCGGUUUGUUCUGGUUGGUCGUUGUCAUUUGAAAACGGAAGCCAUCUUGUGGCCAUCGAGAGUCUCCGCUAACAAUCAUAUCGUUGAUACGGAAUUUAUAAAUUAAUAGUUAUUUAUUUUAUUUAAAAUAGUUUAUUUAAUAAAUAAUAACCAAUCAAUUGUUUUGUUUAUAUAUUUAACUUGAUAUUUGGACUAUGCAUGAAUUAUUAAACCAUAUGUUUACAUAGCCAUGGCUGCGACGAGAAAGUUGCAAGGUGAAAUAGAUAGGUGCCUUAAGAAAGUUUCUGAAGGUGUGGAAACGUUUGAGGACAUCUGGCAGAAGGUGCACAAUGCGACCAACAGCAAUCAGAAGGAAAAAUAUGAGGCUGAUCUCAAAAAGGAAAUCAAGAAACUCCAGAGGUUACGUGACCAGAUUAAAAGCUGGAUCGCUUCUGGUGAAAUAAAAGACAAAAGUACAUUGUUUGAAAACAGAAAAUUAAUUGAAACGCAAAUGGAACGAUUCAAAGUCGUGGAAAGAGAAACUAAAACUAAAGCAUACUCAAAAGAAGGACUGGGAGCUGCACAGAAACUCGAUCCAGCUCAAAAAGAACGGGAGGAAGUGAGCAACUGGCUGGCGAAUUCAAUAGAAACGUUGAAUCUACAGUUAGACACUUUUGAGUCAGAGAUCGAGUCGCUGCUGGCGGGAAAGAAGAAGAGGCUGGACAAAGACAAGCAGGACAGGAUGGACGAGUUGAAGUCUAAACUCGACAGACACCGGUACCAUAUAUGUAAACUGGAGACGCUGCUCCGCAUGCUAGAUAACAUGUCCGUUGAAGUCAACACGAUAAAGCGGAUAAAGGAUGACGUCGAGUACUACAUCGAGUCCUCCCAAGAGCCGGACUUUGAGGAAAAUGAGUACAUUUAUGAUGACAUAAUUGGCCUGGAUGAAGUGGAGCUCUCGGGUGUGGGCAUUCCCUCCUCGGCGACAACUGACAGCAAUAACAGCAACGAAACCGGCGGGACUCCGACUUCGACAAACUCUUGUACUUCGCCGAUACCAUCUCCACCUUUAAGCUCUACAAUGCACAAUAACUCGAGCGAUAGUUCGACUGAUAACGACAAAAAAACCAAGCCCGUUAAACCAACCGCAGUUAGGCCGCUACUGAACUCGUCGCAAACGAGCAUUCCAACGACGGGUAGUCCUGCCAACAACAACAACAACAACAAUAAUAAUAAUAAUAAUAGUAAUAGUAAUAGUAAUAACAAUAAUAAUAACAAUAAUAAUAAUAAUAGUAAACCUAGUACAUUAACGAGCAGUACACCAAGUAAAACCAUUCCCAUGACACCUAGCCAUAGCUCGCCUAAUUCGAAUAACAAUCAUGUUGCUACGAGUAAUGCCGGUAAUUUUGCCACCGUUGCUGCUUCGCACACUAAUUCACAAACUGUUCAUUCUACCUCGAAAAUAUCAUCUCAAAGUAGCGAGAAUGGCCUGUUGUCAUCAUCAAUGUCUAGCAUUACUUCACCAGUAUCUCAGUCAAUUGCGCAGCAACUACAGCAGUCUCAACAGCAGCUGACAACGUCAUCGCAACUGCAAUCUCCGGCACCAGCGCCUCAACAUCAAUCGCUGCAGUUGACGUCACAGCCGCAGAUAACCUCGCCGCAGGUGCAGAAUGUCGCGCAACAGCAACUGCACAGCAAUCCCGUAGCUCCGUCGAGUGGGUCGAAUCUUCAGUCGACGCACAUACUGCAUCAGCCGAGUCAGAAUCAUAACAGCAACGACACAGAGAUACCGACACCGGUGCCCCCGGCCUCCCCGCACUCUUCAGACAGCAGCAGGCCCUCGCCAGUAAAUGCCAGCUCUCCGAUUCCCUCCACUGCCAACGGUCUCAUAUCAAAACUCCCCGAUGGCAUGUCGUCUCUAAAGUCGAUUGCGCAGCAAGUUAUCGUAAGAGCUGGACUCGAGAUACCACCUGGUGAACCCACCAGGAAUAUUUUUGAUAAUUCAAAGACAAAUAAUGCCACAUCUGAGGCACAUAUUCCACCGUUACUCGGUGUAGCUCCUCUUGGGCCGGUCCCACUGCAAAAGGAACAUCAGAUGCAGUUCCAGAUGAUGGAAGCUGCUUUUUAUCAUAUGCCACAUCCUUCUGAUUCUGAGAGGCUCAGGUCUUAUUUGCCCAGAAAUUUAUGCCAGACACCGCCGUAUUAUCAGCAGGUACAGCUGCCACACUCUGAUACUGUCGAAUUCUUCCAACGACUGUCAACGGAGACGCUUUUCUUUAUAUUUUAUUAUAUGGAAGGUUCUAAGGGCCAGUAUUUGGCAGCCAAAGCACUAAAAAAACAAAGCUGGAGGUUUCACACCAAGUACAUGAUGUGGUUCCAAAGGCACGAAGAGCCAAAAAUAAUCAACGAAGAGUAUGAACAAGGCACAUAUAUCUACUUUGAUUACGAAAAAUGGGGGCAAAGAAAAAAAGAAGGCUUUACUUUCGAGUACAAGUACUUAGAAGACCGAGAUCUUAAUUAAAAAAUAAUAAUUUUUUUUUUUUUUUGAGUCUAACGUCUGCGGAGGAUCUAUGAAAAAUGCACUAAUUCUGUACACCGGUAUUAAUUGUCUAAAUCAACAACAACUGACUAAAAAUCGUAAAUAGAUUUUAUUUUAUACAUUAUAAAUUAGUGUACACUAUAUAUACAUCUAUUUUAUUUAAUUGUUCUUCGUUUACUUGAUUAAUUUAUUGGCUAAUUUAAAUUUAAACGAGUACUUGAUAUAUUUUUUUUUUUUCAUGUGCAUUAAAAAAACGAUCCGUUUGAAUUUAUUUCUAUGUAAUAAUUACUCUUUUGGAUGUAACUUUUAUUUAAAACAAACCGGGAUCGAGUAAUCAAGAUUGAAUACCCUGUUGAUUAUGAUGAUAAGGAGCCACGUCCAUUUUAAAGGGACAUAAAAUUGUAAACUACGAUUACUAUAAAGAAAAAAAAAAACAAACAAAAAAAAUGUGUGUGAGACACCGAGAUAAACACUUUUAGCGCGUAGUGUGCGGUGUGUGAUAAUGCUCGCUGGCGACUGACUCUGUAAUACCAGUACAAACAUGCAGUGCAACAUCCACCAGUUGCUUUGGAAUUUUUAAAUAUUAACACUUGAUAUAUAAAAUUUAUAAAUCUAAAAAAAAGUUUAAUAGCUUAAGGACAUUCUCAGACAGUGCCUACAUUUUUUAAAAAUAUUCAAUGACUCGAAUUUCAUGACCGUAUUAAAAUUUUAUUAAUUUAUUAAAAAAUAGACAAUUGUCAUCAAGUAUAAAUUUAAAAUAAAAUUACUUCCAGUUCUUAUCAAUUAGGAGUUGAACAAAAUGUGGAAAAUAAAUUUUAGUGAUAAAAUUUGAAUUGUGAAAUCGAUAUGAAGAUUUUACUAAAGUUUAUUUUCAAAUUUGACUCCUAAUUGAUGGCAAUUGUAAGUCAUUUUUUUUUUUAAUCUGUAUGUCGAUGAAAUUGUCCUUUUUUUAAUUAAUGCUUUAAUUUUUUUAUAAUUAAUUGACAAAAUUUGAAUACGGUUAUGACAGACGUCAUUGAAAAUUUUUAAAAAGUGGGGGGUCUGUUUGGGAAUGUUGUUAAACGAAUGAAAAAUAAUGAACCAAAAUUGAGUAAAAUAAAAUAAAAAAUUGAUAAAAUCAAACGCGUUGGUGGUGGGGCACUAUCAUGCUAUGGUAUGUCUUAAUGAUAGAUAAUAAGUAGCCUUUUUGUAUAAAGUAUAUUGAGGUAUUAAAUCCUUGAAUUUGAA
Messenger RNA from Microplitis demolitor, 4153 nucleotides. RefSeq names its product CCR4-NOT transcription complex subunit 3 (gene Not3). The record is from RefSeq and is a predicted model, not a curated record. Gene Ontology annotation, cellular component: nucleus; CCR4-NOT core complex; P-body. The transcript is spliced from 7 exons. Gene Ontology annotation, biological process: regulation of DNA-templated transcription; nuclear-transcribed mRNA poly(A) tail shortening. Bases 638 to 2908 code for a protein of 756 amino acids. Lineage: Eukaryota; Metazoa; Arthropoda; Insecta; Hymenoptera; Braconidae.